Molecule: messenger RNA, 4197 nt
Organism: Lytechinus pictus (painted urchin)
Lineage: Eukaryota; Metazoa; Echinodermata; Echinoidea; Temnopleuroida; Toxopneustidae
Product: sushi, von Willebrand factor type A, EGF and pentraxin domain-containing protein 1-like
Exons: 13
Coding region: 81-2471 (796 amino acids)
Biological process (GO): proteolysis; complement activation
Cellular component (GO): extracellular region
Molecular function (GO): serine-type endopeptidase activity; calcium ion binding
Source: RefSeq, a predicted model, not a curated record
UUUUAUACUGGGUACAAUAACACUGGUUUCGAAAUUUGUGUUGUGAACUGCAAAUUAAAGCGAUCAUUUUGUUCACAAAAAUGGCCCUCAAGAUGACAAUGCCGACAUUCUUCCUUCUGUUUUACACUUUGUUCAUACUUAGGACUGACGGGUGUAGUCUGACCGAUUUGAUCCUUGAAAAUGGAGGAUAUUUUUCACAAGAUGGCGAUUCUGAGGUCGAAGUUGGGGAACUGGUAUUCGCUUGCUGCAACAACGGAUUCGUGAGGAGAGGACCUGAGAAGGUUCAAUGCCUAUCCGCGGGACAGUUCAGCGACGAGAGACCAACGUGCGAAGACAUUGACGAGUGUAACUUGGGGUCGCUCCUCGCCACUCUGGAAGAUGACGGAGAGGACACUCUCUCGAGCUUGAGCUCAUUCUCUUACUCACAUGUGAUCGUAGAUCACCCCCUUCUCGACGACGUCGACCAGGUUACAUGUCAGGGGUGGGGUUUGCUCCCAUCGUUUGAUGAGCUGUGUCAUAGCAAUGCCCGAUGCACAAACACCUAUGGUUCAUACAACUGUCUCUGUCACUCUAACUACAUUGGUGACGGAAUACGCUGCGAAGAGGACAACGAGCCCUGUGAGCCCGCGUCACCACCAGCAAACGGCUACAUCUGGAUAGAUCAUGGGCGGAGCGUGGAUUUCAAAUGCAAUUCUGGAUACAUCUUAAUAGGAAAUGACAGACAAAACUGUCGAAUGGGAAGGUGGGAACCUGACAAGCCAGAGUGCAUUGAUAUAACGGUUAGAUGCCCCGAGCCAGUCGCACCGUUGAACGGUCGAAUCGUAAGCAAUGGCGGAAAUCGCCAUCUUGCCCAUAUAACUUUCGCAUGCAACUCCGACUACGACCUCAUCGGGGCCGGCAUACGACAGUGUCUAAGGAGCGGUCGAUGGUCCGGAAGAGCACCGCGAUGCAAACCAAAGAGGACGCUCGGCGACGUUGCAACAGACAUCCAGCGAAACAUCAUAGACCCAUUUACAUCGUACACAAACUCCAGUGUCAUGCGUCAAAACCUAGCUCGCAGCGCCGGUGUUCCUAGUCUGGGUUUGGACAUCGUCCUCGCCUACGAUCGGUCAUCAAGCCUAGCCAGAACGGAUCUCGAUCUCGUCGUUAACUUUACGAAGCAACUCCUCUCGAAUUUCGGCGUGUCCUAUGAUGAAGGUGGAACUCGAGUAGCUGCACUAACGUUCUCUAACACCGCGGAGAUGGUGUUCAGUUACUCGGAUGGGGUGGACACUUUGGAGAAAGUAUACAACCACCUUGACACUUUGAAGGAUAACAUCGGAGGAGGAACAGGACUAAAAGAAGGACUGUUAAUGGUUUCUACAGAUCUGGAACCAACCAUGAGGGAAGGUGCUAAACGUAUUCUUUUCAUCUUCACAGAUGGGAGACAUACAGGGGAGGAUCCCUUUAAACAAGCAGGCGAUCUUAGAGGAAAGGGAGUGGAAAUAUUUGCAGUUGGAGUGGGAAGACAGAUCGACCAGGCAGCUCUCCAACAGAUCGCUUCAUUCCCCCAUUCCAGUCAUUUCUUCUACAUUAAAUCUUUUGAUGAUCUUUCCACUCUCACCAACCUGAUUAACAGCAGUGAGAUAGAUUACAAGCCUUGCGGAGAGGCGGGAAAUGUGCUUGUUGGUGACGGUUACCAUGCCAACGCGAAGGCGUGGCCAUGGCUGUCAGUCAUUCAGAUGAACUCUUCUACUGGCUGGAAGAUGAUAUGUAGUGGGACGUUGCUAUGCCAACAGUGGGUGCUGACCACCUCUUCCUGCUUUGCAGCUAUCCCGGAUAGUGACGUCAUUGGUGUACAGCUGUUGAUGAAUCAGGAGGACUUACAAGAGGAAAUUACGAUCCGAGUCACAUUGGGGGAGUACAAUACCUCGUUAGGAGAGGGAUGCGAACAGGCGAUUAACGUUGAUCGAAUCGUUCUCCACGAAAACUUCGAUUACGAAAAUCUCCAUGACAACGAUAUCGCCCUCUUGCAUCUCAGUGAGCCGGCUGAUCUCAAUAGUUGUGUCAGGACUAUUUGUCUACCUUUCGAUCUUGAUACACGCCAUAAUACCACUGUUGUGGGAUGGGGUACUGCCGGGGUUUCGCAGAGCGCCAGCGACGUCCCUUUCCAAUUCCCGAUGCCACUGGCUCCUCAAGACAUCUGUCGCAGGAAUCAUGGAAGGGAUGGCUUUGAUGUGACGGAUAGGAUGCUGUGCGCCGGUACAGGCCGGAUCGGAGUUGGCCAUCCUUGUUAUGGGGACAUCGGAUCACCGUUGAUGUACAAGAGGGGUGAAAAAAAUGAAUGGGCGUUGCUCGGCGUAAGCACCAAGGGGGACACCUGCUCUAGCUAUAAUCGAUACGGUAUCUAUACGAGGAUCGAUGAAGGGUGGAUCAACAACAAAACUGGUGACUGCUACACCGAUCACAUCCCCACUGAGAUUGAUUUUUAAUUCUCAUGACAGGCGCACAGAGCAAGGACCUGCAAUGUCCAUGGUCCACAAUGGUCAGAGAAUCGUGGAUAGGAGUAGGCAGAGGCCGUCAGCUGUAAAGAGAAUGUAAACCAGGCUUUUACACCAACAGACAUGACAAAAUAUAGACUUAUUUAAUUGUGGAUUUUUGGUGUGUUUUUAGCGUUGUUUCAUUGGAUCACAAAGUUUGAAACAUACUUCUUUAUAUCAGUAUACCACCAACGGCAGAUAUGCCCUGUUUGAAGGGAUGGUCCAGGCUGAAAAUAAUUAUAUCUAAAUAGAGUAAAAUUCACAGAGCAAAAUCCUGAAAACUUCAUCAAAAACGGAUAACAAAUAAGGAAGUUAUUGAAUUUUAAGUUUAUCAAUAUUCUGUGAAAAAAAUUAUAUAUAAUAUAAUAUUCAUUAGGUGGGCUGAUGACGUCACAUCCCCACUUUCCCUUUUCUUAUGUUAUUACAUGAAAUCAUUAAUUUUUUUUUUUCAUGCCUGUGUAAAUGAUGUGUCUCCAUUAUGAUGAAAUAAGUUGCGGCAGUAAAUAACUAAUGCACGUAAUCAGUUGUCAAUCUAAUUGUUUUAGAAAAAUUGUGAUUAAACCUUAUUUCAUAUAAUAAAAUACAAAAGAACAAGUGGGGAUAUGACAUCAUCAGCCCACCUUAUGAAUAUUCAUAAUGCCCAAAACUGUUUCACCGGAAUAAUGCAAAUAUUUAAAAUUCAAUAACUUCGUUAUUUCUUAUCCGAUUUUGAAGAAAUUUUCAUCAUUUUGCUUUGUGAAUUUUACUCUAUUUAUUGAUAUAUAAAUAUCUCCAGCCUGGACCAUCCCUUUAAAAGUCCACAACAAUCUUCUUAAUAUGUUCCAUAUUCUCCAAAGAGAGUUUCAUGCGAAAUAUGAUAAGCUGCUUGACUUGUCAAAUAUCAUAAACGAUAAUUGCUUUAUAUUUUAAUAUGUAAUUUGUGUUUCAUGAUGUAAUAUACAUUUUUAUUUCAAUCAUUUGAUUAACCAAAACUCAAUUUUGACUUCAAUGAAAUAUCACAAGAUUGGAAUAUAAUAUACAAUGAAUCUGUAUUUUUGUAUUCACAACGUAUGCAAUAUUAACUGUGGAUGCAUAAAUGAAUGUCAAUGAAUACAAUCAAUGUUUUUACUGUGAAACAGCUUAAACUAACAUAGAAAUGCUAUGAUCAAUUUUGUCUUUAAUAAAAGUUCUGUUUAAAUACAAGUCUCUGUGGAUGGGCUUAUAGAUAAAGGUCCCAUAUGUUUGAAAAACCGCAUUUUUUACUUAAGUACUCUGCCUUGUAAUAUUGCUCGCCUUAUACUAGCACGCAAAUGAAGAUAACACGAUAAUUUGUUGCCAUUUUUUGCAUUUAUCAUACAGUUAGACGAUUAAAAUUGUACUUUGCUUUGCAAAUUAUUGUGUUUUUAUGACAGUUUCAAAUAAAAAUAUUUGUGCGUGUAUAUAGCGAGAAUGCAAACCAGCACACACUCUUAAAAUGUUGGGCAACAUAAAGUGUCCACACAACUAUUGGUUAAAAAAUUUAUCCAACUCUGGCUAGUUUUCAACCAAUACAGCGUAGCUUCCACCCAAAGCACACAUUAUUGGUUUAAACCUACCCAGAAUUGGAUAAAGUUUUAACCCAUUGUUGUGUGGACAGUAAGUUGCCCAACAUGUUUAAGAGUGUACAUUAUAAUGAAUACAAUUUCACUGAUUCUCUGUA